Eutrema salsugineum is the source of this 988-nucleotide messenger RNA. RefSeq names its product DNA polymerase epsilon subunit 3. Gene Ontology annotation, molecular function: protein heterodimerization activity; chromatin DNA binding. Bases 37 to 744 code for a protein of 235 amino acids. Gene Ontology annotation, cellular component: epsilon DNA polymerase complex; CHRAC. Gene Ontology annotation, biological process: heterochromatin formation; leading strand elongation; DNA damage response. The record is from RefSeq and is a predicted model, not a curated record. Lineage: Eukaryota; Viridiplantae; Streptophyta; Magnoliopsida; Brassicales; Brassicaceae. The transcript is spliced from 3 exons.
AAGACGGCGAAACGAGAGACGGAGACAGAGAGAGAGAUGGAGUCGGAGAAAGUGGUGGUAGAUGAGCUGCCGCUAGCUAUCGUGCGCCGGGUGGUGAAGGAUAAGCUGUCGGAGUGUUCGCCGGAUUAUGACGUCAGCAUUCACAAGGAAGCACUGGUCGCAUUCUCGGAGAGUGCUCGGAUCUUCAUCCACUACCUCUCGUCCACGGCAAAUGAUUUCUGUAAAGAUUCAAGAAGACAAACUAUAAAAGCUGACGACGUGUUUAAGGCAUUAGAAGAAAUGGACUUUGGAGAAUUUUUGGAGCCGCUUAAAGCUUCUCUUGAAGAGUUUAAGAAGAAGAACGCUGGGAAAAAGGCUAGUGCUGGAACAAAUCCGAAGCCUGCUGGUGGAGCGGCUACGAAGCCUAAAGAGACAAAAAAGAGGAAACCGGAAGAAGCGUCAACGCAGAAGAGUAUGAGGAAAAGCAAAACAGAUGAGGGAGAACACAAGAGUGAUGAAAAUGUUGAGGAGAAUGAGAAUGUUGAGGAGAAUGCAAAUGAGAACGAUGAGGAUGACAAUACCGAAGAGAAUGGGAAUGAUGAGGAGAACGAGAAGGAGGAUGAAGCUGAGGAAAACAGCAUGGAAGAGAAUAAUGAGGAGAAUAGCAUGGAAGAAAAUGGGAGUGGGAAUGGUGAAGAAGAUAACGAGAACGAGGAUGGGAAUGAGAGUGGUGAAGAGGAAGAAGGUGAUGAAGGAGAUGAGUGAAGUCAAAGGUUCUUUCAUAUAUUCUGCAAAGAACAAUGUUCUCUUCAGGUUUUUGUUCUAAUCGAUUGGCUUGUCAGCUUGAGAAGCAGUGCUUGUGUUGGCAUGAGCAUGUCGUAAACUGAUUUAGGAUGCUCUUUUGACUCUAGUGUUAACAGAUAUGUAAGUGAAGGUUUAGAUAAUGAAGUGUUUGUACAAGAGGACCAAAACUACUAGAGAAGCAAAAAAACAAAUUCUUGCCUAAUUA